Molecule: messenger RNA, 1578 nt
Organism: Chelmon rostratus (copperband butterflyfish)
Lineage: Eukaryota; Metazoa; Chordata; Actinopteri; Chaetodontiformes; Chaetodontidae
Gene: etfb
Product: electron transfer flavoprotein subunit beta
Exons: 7
Coding region: 85-849 (254 amino acids)
Cellular component (GO): cytosol
Molecular function (GO): electron transfer activity
Source: RefSeq, a predicted model, not a curated record
UCUCUCCUUCUAGGGUGAAGGUUCAUUGCGGUGACUCUUUCACGUUAGCCGUCUACUACUGUGUAGUAAAACGUUUCAGCUACAAUGUCUGGCCGUGUUCUCGUCGGAGUAAAGCGUGUCAUUGACUACGCCGUUAAGAUUCGUGUGAAGCCGGACAACACCAACGUGGUGACGGAUGGUGUUAAGCACUCAAUGAACCCCUUCUGCGAGAUCGCUGUGGAGGAGGCGGUCAAGCUGAAGGAGAAGAAGCUUAUUAAGGAGGUUGUGGCUGUCAGCUGUGGGCCACAGCAAGCACAGGAGACUAUCCGCACUGCCCUUGCUAUGGGAGCAGACCGUGGCAUUCAUGUGGAAGUGGCUGGGAAAGACUAUGACACCCUGGGACCCCUGCAGGUCUCCAAGAUCAUGGCUGCUUUGGCCAAGAAGGAGGACGCUCAACUGGUCAUCCUUGGCAAACAGGCCAUCGAUGAUGACUGCAAUCAGACAGGUCAGAUGACAGCAGCCCUACUGGACUGGCCCCAAGGUACCUUUGCAUCAGAGGUCUCAUUGGAAGGAGACAUGAUUAAAGUGGUGAGAGAGAUUGAUGGCGGCCUGGAAACUAUUAAGAUCAAAACACCAGCAGUGGUAACCGCAGACCUCCGACUCAACACCCCCAGAUACGCCACCCUGCCUAAUAUCAUGAAAGCCAAGAAGAAGAAGAUAGCUAACAUGAAGCCUGCAGACUUAGGUGUGGACCUCACAUCACGGUUGGAGGUUUUGAGAGUCGAUGAGCCCCCGCAGAGACAGGCGGGGAUGAAGGUGGAGACGGUGGACGACCUGGUGGGCAAGCUGAAGGAGGCAGGGAGGGUAUAGAGGCUUUAGGAGCAUAAGCAGGGGAGCGCAGAGCACAGCAGAUGGGACUCUCUAAUGAAUAACUGGACUGUAUUACAUAUGCGAGCCCCGAGGACGAGCUUAUGUAUCGGUCUAAUCCCUCUGUUUGAGGCCGCGACUCCUCAGGAUAUGCAGGGAGGUACCAACAGGAGAGGAGGAGUACUGAGAAACACUGUCCUGCAGCAGACCCAGACUACCCCAUGAGGAUCAUCUUGUCUUUUGUGUGCAUUUUAACUUACAUGGAUGGUUCAUCUGUAUCACAGGCUGCUAAUCUAACUUUAGACAAGUAGCCUUUAUGCAAUAAUUUAAACCCAGCUUCCUGUCAUUCAUGCUGCUGUUUAAUUUGCCCCGCACAUAAGCGCCACCAGUGCGAUGCACGUUAGCAACAGUAGCUCGGCUCAGCUGUUCAAUCUUGUACGUCUGUUGUCGCACAUGUUGAGAGGUGCAGUUAUUGUAAAUGAUAUUAUGUAAAUAUGGACCCGAACAUGUUGAGAUGAUUAUAUCCUUCAAGAUUAGUGUCAAGUCUGCUGGUUAUUUGUGUAGUUUGUGUGAUUUUAACUGGGUUUCGGGACUGCCUAGACGGUGUCUCUCAGUAUGAGAAAGGAGAGAAUUUUACCGCAAGCGCCUCAGUUCACUGUUGAUUGUACAGAACAUUACCAUGACAAUAAAGCAGCCAGUCUUUUUCAUAUCUAAAUACACCUGUGACUGUUC